Messenger RNA from Tripterygium wilfordii, 1778 nucleotides. RefSeq names its product serine/threonine-protein kinase-like protein At3g51990. The transcript has a single exon. Bases 105 to 1550 code for a protein of 481 amino acids. Gene Ontology annotation, biological process: protein phosphorylation. Lineage: Eukaryota; Viridiplantae; Streptophyta; Magnoliopsida; Celastrales; Celastraceae. Gene Ontology annotation, cellular component: plasma membrane. Gene Ontology annotation, molecular function: ATP binding; protein kinase activity. The record is from RefSeq and is a predicted model, not a curated record.
UCUCCACGACUCUUCAAUCCCCCCAAAAAUAAACUUCUUCUUGUUCUUCAUGCAAGCUAAACUUUCAACUUGUUGAUUCCAUUGGAAACCAGACGUUAUCUAAAAUGAGAUACCUUACUUGCAACGCGGAAUCUGCUGUAGCCACCAUCUCCUCCCCUAACAUCCAACGAAACCCAACAAAUUCCAAGCCUUUCAAGAUCCAACAGUUCCAUUACAGUGACCUUGAAGCAGCCACAAAUGGGUUUUCUGAACAGAAUCUGCUUGGAAAGGGCAGCCAUGGCUGUGUAUACAAGGCCGUUCUCCGUGGCCGACAUGUCGCGGUUAAGAAACCUUCAAAUGGUCAAGAAAUCAACCAGGAAGUCGAUAACGAGAUUGAGAUCUUGUCAAAGAUUCACAGCCCAAGAUUGGUCAAUCUAUUGGGUUUUGCCACUGACAACACCAAAGAUCGCCUUCUUGUUGUUGAAUUCAUGAGCAAUGGUACUCUCUUUGACAUCCUUCAUUCCAAUUCUAGACCCCCAAAUUGGGGUAGAAGGAUUAGAUUAGCUUUGCAAAUAGCUAAGGCCAUAGAGACACUUCACUCACAAAACCCACCAAUAAUUCAUAGAGAUAUCAAGUCUGCUAAUGUUUUGAUUGAUAAGAAUUUCAAUGCCAAGUUGGGUGAUUUUGGGUUGGCACUUAGGUGUGGUGUUGAUGAUUAUAGGCUUAAAUCAACUCCACCUGCGGGUACUAUGGGGUAUCUUGAUCCUUGUUAUGUGACACCUAAUCAUUUGAGUACUAAAACUGAUGUAUUUAGUUUUGGGAUUCUGUUGUUGGAGAUAAUUAGUGGAAGGAAAGCUAUUGAUAUGAGCAAUUCGCCGCCUUCCAUUGUGGAUUGGGCGAUUCCACUUGUGAAGAAAGGGAAGCUUGGUGCUAUAUACGAUCCAAGAAUUGCUCCACUCAAGGAUCUUUUCGUUAGGAAGCAAUUGGCAUUGAUUGCUGCUAAAUGUGUGAGGUCUUGUAGAGAACGAAGGCCUGCAAUGAAAGAUGUUGUUAAUUGGUUAACUUCAUUGAGUAAAUUGGUUCCUCUUCAUUCAUGGAAUACGUUUAGCAAUCCAUGUUUGAUGGUGGAGACAGUGGUGCGCCCCGUGGAGUUCAGAAGUACCCAGUUUGGUUUGAGGGCAGAGGACAAUGGUGGAGACAACUUGGAUGGUGUGGACUGUAAAUUUAGUUCCCGGGCUAUAAAAAGUUCACAGACAGUAUAUUCAGAUAUGGGUUUCAGAAGCAAUUUGAUGGAACUCAUGGCUGACACUGAUGGGCAAUCUGAAAGAUGGGGGAAGACUGAUGAGGUUGACAAGAACUCAAAAUCAUCUCGUCAGGUUUUCAUUCAAAGAUUUGGUAGUAGAGCACAUGGUUACAAAGGGAGAAUUCAGUCCCAUGAUCAUUAUAAAAACAAAGAUGUCUUCCGCUUGAAACACAACCAAUCUGUUGGAGGUGAUACAGAGUUAUUUUCGAGAGGCGAUGAUGCAAUUUCUCAUUCAAGUAUUAGUGUUCAUCUGGCUGAUAACAUGUAGAUUCUCGAAAAACUUGUGGAAGCAACUCGACUUUUGGGCACAACUCAGGCCUGUAAGCUUUUCUGUUGCUUGGAAUCACACGUAUGUGUGUAGCUCAUGUGUUCAUGAUUUUAUCAAUCAAUUAAUCUUCCAUUGUCAAUUGAAGUGUUUUAUGUUGUUCAUUUAAUUUGUAUGUAGAUGAAGCCACAUUGCUUGUCCCUCGUAUAAAUUUUCUUCUAACCUUUUUGU